Hemiscyllium ocellatum (epaulette shark) is the source of this 1365-nucleotide messenger RNA. Its product is annotated as carboxypeptidase M-like. Gene Ontology annotation, molecular function: zinc ion binding; metallocarboxypeptidase activity. Lineage: Eukaryota; Metazoa; Chordata; Chondrichthyes; Orectolobiformes; Hemiscylliidae. Gene Ontology annotation, cellular component: cell surface. The record is from RefSeq and is a predicted model, not a curated record. Bases 1 to 1365 code for a protein of 454 amino acids. The transcript has 9 exons. Gene Ontology annotation, biological process: proteolysis.
AUGGCUCACAUCAGAUCCAGCCUACCAGAUGGUCUUGAUCCUUUGCAAUUCACCUACUGCCGUCACAAGUCCAUGACCCUGGCCCUGCACUUAUCCCUGGACAUCUGGAUAACAAAGGCUUGCUUUCCUUGUGGCCUUGCAUUUAUGAGACUCAGACUAGGAGGAUACUGGAUGUACACAGUGUGUUUUCUUUUAUUUGUGCUCCAUCAAUGCUCUUAUACUUUGGACUUCAAGUACCAUCACACAAAUUCUCUGGAGGCUUAUCUUCAAGAUUUGCAAACUAAUUAUUCAUCUAUUACCCAUGUUUACAGCAUUGGACAAUCAGUGGAAGGUCGGGAACUUUUGGCUGUUGCAAUUGGAAAAUACCCAAGGGAACAUCGCAUUGGCAUUCCUGAGGUGAAAUAUGUUGGAAAUAUCCACGGAAAUGAGCCUCUUGGCAGGGAGUUGCUGCUACAUCUAAUCGAUUACCUGGUCACAAGUUAUGGACAUGACAAGAACAUCACUAGGCUGAUUGGCAGCAUGAGAAUUCAUAUUCUGCCCUCCAUGAAUCCUGAUGGGUUUGAAACCUCGAUUGUUGGAAAGUGUACAGGGACCCAUGGACGAUAUAACAGCAAUAAAGUGGAUUUAAACAGAAAUUUUCCUGAUGCUUUUGGGCAAACAACAGCAUCUCUUGAGCCAGAAACUGAGGCAGUGAUACAGUGGAUUCAUAGUGAACCGUUUGUGUUGUCUGCCAGUAUUCAUGGAGGUGCCAUUGUGGCCGCUUAUCCAUAUGAUAACAACAAUCUAGGGAGCAACAACUACAGUCGGAGUCCAGAUGAUGAUGUGUUUAAAUACUUGGCAAAAAUGUAUUCCUUUCACCACAAAACCAUGUACAAAGGGAAUUUAUGUAAGAUGAAAUUCCUGAAUGGGGUGACGAAUGGAGCUAAAUGGUACAGGAUAUCAGGUGGUAUGCAAGACUACAAUUAUGUGUGGGGCCAGUGCUAUGAGCUGACGAUAGAGCUGUCUUGUUGCAAGUACCCACCUGCAGCACAACUACCAAACUUAUGGGAAGAGAACAAAAUCCCACUCAUCGUCUUUAUCCAGCAAGUCCAUUUAGGAUUAAAAGGCAGGGUUCUGGAUGAUAAAGGAAAUCCUAUUUCCAAAGCAAUUGUAAACAUUUUUGGCAGGAGUAAUCUUAUCCCAUUUCAAACCAAUUCUCAGGGAGAGUACUACAGGCUUCUAAUUCCAGGAGAGUAUGUUCUUAAGAUUGAAGCAGAAGGGUUUGAUCCUUUGGACAAGACAGUGGAUGUGUUUGACAAUAUAAACCUCUAUUCUGCUGCUGUUUAUGAUUUUGUACUUCAGAGAUCAAACUCAAGCAGCACUUGA